AAGACCAUUAAUGUUCCUAUCUGGCAUGCGGUGGCAACCCUUCCUUGGCUGUUCCUCGCGCCUAUAUAUACUGAGUGUCGCCAGGGCCUGGGGCAUCAGUUUCCUUCUAGCAGAGUCUCAAGAUGAAGCUUGUCAUCCUUGCCGCCGCCCUGGCCCUGGUCGCCGCAGCCCCCGCCCCUGACCAGGAUAGAGAUGUGGUGCCCAUUGUGAAGUACGACCGUAUCCAGGAGGACGACGGAAGGUACAGCGUGGAUGUGGAAACAGGAAAUGGCAUCCGCUGGUCCCAGUCCGGCUCCCCCGUGUCUGAGGGCGCCAUCGCCACCGCCGGCCAGUACUCCUACACCGCCCCUGACGGCACCCUGGUUGAGAUGAAGUUCGUGGCUGACGAGAACGGUUUCCAGCCCGAAUCUCCCUUCCUUCCCGUGGCUCCAGAGUUCCCACAUGACAUCCCUCAGUUCGUGCUGGACCAGAUCGCCUUCGCCGCUCAGGAAGAUGCUGAACGUGCCCGCCAGUCAUAGACGCCCUGCCAUGUAAACGUCACGACUACAGACGAACGACGGUGCCUCGCGUUUCACGCACGCGCUGUCGGCCCUAAUUUGUAUAUUUAUUGAUAUUAUUACGUAUAAUAUAGGUAAAGUAGAUAA
This is a messenger RNA of Portunus trituberculatus (swimming crab), 644 nucleotides long. Its product is annotated as cuticle protein CP14.6-like. The record is from RefSeq and is a predicted model, not a curated record. Bases 123 to 518 code for a protein of 131 amino acids. NCBI's taxonomy places the organism in Eukaryota, Metazoa, Arthropoda, Malacostraca, Decapoda, Portunidae. Gene Ontology annotation, cellular component: chitin-based extracellular matrix. The transcript has 3 exons. Gene Ontology annotation, molecular function: structural constituent of chitin-based larval cuticle.